This is a messenger RNA of Chrysochloris asiatica (Cape golden mole), 1779 nucleotides long. It is a transcript of the gene ZCCHC7, whose product is annotated as zinc finger, CCHC domain containing 7. The transcript has 9 exons. NCBI's taxonomy places the organism in Eukaryota, Metazoa, Chordata, Mammalia, Afrosoricida, Chrysochloridae. The record is from RefSeq and is a predicted model, not a curated record. Gene Ontology annotation, molecular function: nucleic acid binding; zinc ion binding. Bases 169 to 1779 code for a protein of 536 amino acids.
GUGAGUACUGUUUUGCCCGGAAGUACCUUCCCUCCUCCCUGCUCCACACUACCACGGUUUCCCUACCUCAUUUGUCCUCGCCCCUCCCCGUUCCUCUACGCGUUUUGGUUCCUGGUUGGUGCUUCCUGGUAGCAGCCCCGGCAGUGACAUCAAGGUUACUGACGCUGCAUGAUGUUUGGUGGUUAUGAAACUGUAGAAGCAUAUGAAGAUGACCUUUAUCGUGAAGAAUCAUCUAGUCAAAGUGUUGAUAGUGAGGUGGAAUUUCAACUCUACAGCCAAGUGCAUUAUGCUCAAGCUCUUGGUGAUGCCAGAGAAAAAGAACAUGAAGAAAAGGACUCUGGGAAUUCUGAAUCAGUGAGUAGUAAACCAAAUCAGAAGAACCUAAUUGUGAUUUCAGAUAGUGAGGUCAUCCAGCUAUCAGAUGGGUCAGAGGUCAUCACUUUGUCUGAUGAAGAUAGUAUUUAUAGAUGUAAAAGAAAGAAUAUUACAGUUUCACCACAAGAAAAGACCCGGUGUCGUCCUGUGUUUCUUCAUUCUAAUGAGUUGGCUGAUAAGAAAUGUAAGAGGGAUAUUGAGAAACCCAAACCUCAAGAGAAAUCAGCUAUGGCCCAAGAGGUCAUGAUUAUAGAGGUCAGUUCAAGUGAAGAGGAAGACAGCACCAUCUCAGAAAGUGAUGAUGUGGAAAGUUGGAUGCUACUGGGAUGUGAAGUCGAUGAUGAUAAAGAUGAUGAUAUCCUUCUCAACCUUGUGGGAUGUGAAAAAUCUGUUACUGAAGGAAAAGAUGGUGUAAACUGGUUCAUCAGUGACAAAGACAUGGAGGCCCAGAUAGGUAAUAAUAGAUCAUCUGGAAGAUGGACUCACCGAUACUAUUCAGUCAACAAAAAUGUUACCUGUAGAAACUGUGACAAAUGUGGCCAUUUGUCAAAAAACUGUCCCCUUCCACAAAAAGCCCGCUCCUGCUGCCUCUGUUCUGAGAGAGGACACCUCCAGUAUGCCUGUCCAGCCCGCUUUUGCUUAGACUGUUUUUUGCCCAUGUCUUCCACUCACAGAUGUCUUGAAAGAUCUUCGUGGAGAAAACGAUGUGAUAGAUGUGAUAUGAUAGGUCACUAUGCUGAUGCUUGCCCAGAAAUCUGGAGGCAGUAUCACCUAACGAUCACACCAGGACCACCUAAAAAGCCGAAGACCCCGUCCAAACAGUCAGCCUUAGUAUAUUGCUACAACUGCGCACAGAAAGGCCACUAUGGACACGAAUGUACAGAAAGACGAAUGUUUAAUCAAACAUUUCCAACAUCUCCGUUCAUCAACUACUAUGAUGACAAAUACGAAAUUCAGGCGAGAGAACAGAGAAUAAAACGAAAAGCAAAAGAACUCCAGAAAAAUAGAGGUUUCCCAAGGCAGUACAAGAGACCUCACAUGGAAGCCGCAGAUAAGAAAUCUCACCACGCUACGAAAAAGAGCCCUGGCUCGUGGAGAAACAGCAGCUGUCCACAAGAAAAGAAAGAAACCCGAAAAGAGAUGAGGUGCAGUCGAGAUCGCAAGAAGCCCAGGAAGGCCGAUAGGUUUCGUGAAGUGGACGAGGAUUUCCCCAGGGGCCCAAAGCUCCCCCAGAAGCCUCACGGGUCUACUUUUCACCACUCAUCACAUCACCACAGGACACAAGAAGAAAAGCUGCCCAAAGAGGGCAAGUGGGACAGGCGUAAGAGAAAGGAGAGAGGCCUGCAAGAUGAUGCCAAUGACAAUUUGUUUCUGAUUAAGCAGAGGAAAAAAAAAAAAAUCUAA